GUGGCCAGGCCAAUCCAAAUAAUGUGCAUCACGCAAAGUAUGUGUCAAAAAUCAAGUUAGGAUCGUCUGAAGUAAAUAUUAUUAAGGGAGUUUAAAAGUGUGUUUGAUAUUCUUUCUUUGUAAUACAGUUUUUUCGUGUUUACAGUGUCGAACUGAAUUGUAAACUGCUCCUAGCUCUUCAUCUUCAACAAUCGGCUGCUUAAUUACGUCGUGUGUUGACCAAUCUAGGUUAAAAGAAGAGAAAAUUUAAUCAAUAAAUGAUGGACAACGUGUGGUUAGAUGGGGCGAUCCAAGCCAUCAAAGCCCUGGCAUUUAUGUGUGAUAUCAUCACCUACCCGGUGUACCUGCUGUUGCAGCGACCCUGGGAGAGAAAGCGCCUCUCAAGACGACCUAAGGCUAAAAUAGUCGCCCAAGACAACAAGACGAUUACAUACCGCAGCACAGAGCCAAUAGGUGAUGUACACGCCCAGGUGUUGCGAGCCAAAGUGGACACGCUGGAGAAGAUGUUGCUGUACGUGGUGAAGACAUUCCGUGACAAGAAAUGUCUCGGGACCAGACAGGUGCUGGCCGAGGAGGAUGAGAUGCAACCCAAUGGUCGACUUUUCAAAAAGUAUGUGAUGGGCGACUAUCAAUGGAUGACCUACGAGGAUGUCAACAAACACGCAGUCAACUUCGGCAGAGGGCUCCAGGAACUGGGACAGCAGCCCUACAAGAACAUUGCAAUCUUUGCCGAGACUAGAGCCGAGUGGAUGAUCGCUGCACAUGGUUGCUUCAAACAGAACUUUCCAUUGGUAACAAUAUACGCCACGCUGGGAGAAGACGCUAUUGCACAUGGCCUCAAUGAGACUGAAGUAACUAUUGUAGUGACUACACAUGAAUUGAUGCCCAAGAUCAAGAACAUUCUACAUAAGGUGCCGAAGGUGAAGACUAUUAUCUACAUGGAAGACCAGUUACAUUCCACCAACACUGAGGGAAUGAAGGAAGGCGUAGAGGUGAUUCCUUACAAACAGGUGUUGGAGAAAGGCAAGAACAGCGACAAGGAUGGAAUUGCACCUAAGAAGGACGACAUAGCUAUCAUUAUGUACACCAGUGGGUCCACGGGAGUACCCAAAGGUGUACAGAUCACCCAUCGUAACAUGAUGGCCACUAUGGUGGCAUUCUCGGACGCUGCCACAAUCUAUAAUGACGAUGUCUUUCUUGGCUUCCUACCACUCGCCCACGUGUUUGAGCUGCUCACAGAAUCGGUCUGUCUCCUGUGUGGAGUGUCUAUAGGCUACUCGACACCCCUCACUAUGAUAGACACCAGCAGUAAGAUCAAGAAGGGCACUAAGGGAGACGCCAGUGUACUGCAUCCAACCUGCAUGACCUCUGUCCCGCUCAUCCUUGAUCGAAUAUACAAGGGAGUGAACGAGAAGUUGUCCAAGGCCAGCCCAUUCAAGAGAGCCAUCUUUGACUUUGCGUUUAACUACAAAAGAACCUGGAUGCGACGAGGGUUCACAACCCCCUUGAUUGAUAAGUUGAUAUUCAAUCAGACCCGCAAGCUGCUCGGAGGUCGUAUCAGGUUGAUCCUGUGUGGAGGAGCUCCUCUGUCACCUGACACUCAUGAGCUGAUCAAGGUGUGUCUGUGUGAAGGAGUCAUCCAGGGCUACGGACUGACAGAGACAACGUCUUGUGCAACAGUUAUGAGCAUAAACGACAGGUCAAGAGGUCGUGCAGGAGGGCCAGCUACUGUGUGUGACGUCAGGUUGGUGGACUGGGAGGAGGGCAACUACAGGGUGAGAGACAAGCCCUUCCCUCGUGGCGAGAUCGUCAUCGGUGGCGACAACAUUUCCCCAGGUUAUUAUAAGAACUCAGAAAAGACUGAGGAAGAUUUCUUUGAGGAAGACGGAAAAAGGUGGUUCAGAACAGGAGACAUUGGAGAAAUUCAUGAAGACGGAGUGCUCAAAAUUAUUGACCGCAAGAAGGACCUAGUGAAGCUACAAGCAGGAGAGUACGUCAGUCUGGGCAAGGUGGAGGCGGAACUGAAGACAUGUCCUCUGGUGGAGAACAUCUGUGUGUACGGAGACGCCAGCAAGGAUCACGUAGUGGCUCUGGUCAUGCCUAACCCUCAACACCUGCAGGCGCUGGCUGUACAGCUGGGCAAGUCUGAGGAUCUGUCAUUCAACCAGCUGUGUGCGGACAAGGAGAUGGAGGAGGCAGUGGUCGUUCAGUUGGCUGCUCACGGCAAGAAAUGCAAACUGGAGAGAUUCGAGAUCCCAACAGCAGUUAAGCUUUGUACCGAGGUUUGGUCCCCGGAUAUGGGACUGGUCACUGCCGCAUUCAAACUCAAGAGGAAGGACAUUCAGGAGCGAUAUCAACACGAGAUCAACCGAAUGUACUCCUCAUGAUCAGCCCUCCCUCUCCCUGCAGACUGUACAAUUGUAUAUUAAAGAAUCUCUCUUCGUGUAUACAUAAUAGUAUUAAUUUUUUUUUUUUUGUAGUCGUACCGUACUGUAUUGUAUUGGGUUUAUUUUAUACGGUUUUAUUUUUCUUUUGUACUGAUACAAUAAGACUUGUAAAUAGCUUUCUUAGAAUGUAUAGCUGAUGGCGCAAACGUCUACGGCUGCUAAAGCAGCACUGUAUAUAUAUAUAUAUCUUCUUAAUUUAUAAUUAUUGUUAGGUAAUUGUUUACACUUUUAGAUUAACUCUACUUAUACAUCACAUUGUUUUUCUGUAUUUUUUAAAUUGCAGUUUUGUAUAAUCGUUGGCUUGUUAAGACAUAAUUUUAAAAAUUUUAAUGUGAAUCUGUUAGUCAAUGUUAAAAAAGCAUUAUAGGAUGUAAUAUAUCUAACUGGAUCAUCAAAUGUGAUAAAUGGUUUCAACUGUCGUCAAAAGAUGGUUUGCUUGAAAAAUGUGAUGCACUUUGACUACCAAGUAGCCAAAACAGUUGGGGGAUUUCAACAAUGUGUUUUUUGUUAUCAGAGCUAGGCCUAAAUUUGAGGCUAUUUCAUGUUGGCAGUAAUGAUUGAGCUCAUUCAGACCUAUCAAUGUCUUUACAAAGGUUGUGAUGUACCAUAUUAUGUGUUAGAUGUUGAUUUGCAAAGUUGUCUGAUUUGAAUAUCGUUCUGAAAUAUUCGGAUUCUGCACUGGGCAAGUUGUAUAUACCGAUGUAUUUUGUGAAAUUUUAUAGCAUAAAUAUCAUGUAUUUUCCUGGUUUGCUCCUGUCAAAAAGUUCCAAAGAAACGACAAACUUUGUUGUUAAGCAAUCAAUGAUAUUAUCUUUGAUUCUAUGUUGAAAUCAAACUGAAAAUACAACAUUCAUGUAUU
Macrosteles quadrilineatus (aster leafhopper) is the source of this 3306-nucleotide messenger RNA. It is a transcript of the gene Acsl, whose product is annotated as fatty acid CoA ligase Acsl3. The coding region runs from base 258 to 2387 and encodes 709 amino acids. Gene Ontology annotation, molecular function: palmitoyl-CoA ligase activity. The record is from RefSeq and is a predicted model, not a curated record. The transcript has 13 exons. Gene Ontology annotation, cellular component: endoplasmic reticulum; plasma membrane; lipid droplet. Lineage: Eukaryota; Metazoa; Arthropoda; Insecta; Hemiptera; Cicadellidae. Gene Ontology annotation, biological process: neuron differentiation; long-chain fatty acid metabolic process; long-chain fatty-acyl-CoA metabolic process.